Messenger RNA from Alternaria rosae, 827 nucleotides. RefSeq lists its product as uncharacterized. NCBI's taxonomy places the organism in Eukaryota, Fungi, Ascomycota, Dothideomycetes, Pleosporales, Pleosporaceae. The record is from RefSeq and is a predicted model, not a curated record. The transcript has a single exon. Bases 50 to 739 code for a protein of 229 amino acids.
AGAUAACGGAUCUACACAUACCCAUAAGCUAGAAAAGCUAGUCGUGACGAUGACGCGAACUUUCCGCCCGGCGCAAAAACAGCUAGACGCCAGCGAGCAGCGAGUUUCCCACAAAUCCCGAAAGUCUAUUGCAUAUCGUGCUUUCAACCUCAAGAUAUGGCAGCCUUUGAGGCAGUUACGUGUGACUGCCUCCCUCGAUACCCCGACGCUCGAACAAGUGCUGCACUCUCCUUGUGAUGACAGAUCGAAUGAAAAUCCAUUUGCCGUCGGUACAUGUGAUGCUUCUUUGCGCAACUGUUACUCUGCUUACUCUUUGCGCGCAAGCAUAGAUAUUACACAUGAAGAUUUUCUAGCGCUACUUCAAACACAUAUACCAUGGAACGCCAAAGCAUGCGCUGGCUAUCUCAAAGACAGGAUGCGUACGGCGUUGCAUCGUUCGCAAAUUUACCCCCAGGACGAACGCUUGGAGGAAUAUCAGCAUGUAUUUAAAACCGUCUUCUUUCCGCGAAUGCUGGCCAUGAUUGAACGCAUUACUGUCGCCGAGGAUGGUGAGCUACCAGCACUGGACCUUUGCGUCUAUGCGAAACUUGACUGCCUGCAUGGAUCUUUUCCAUUCUUCUACAAUGAGGCUCAUCAACACGCGAAUCGUCAAAUCGACCGCAUCUUCAAGAAGACUCUACAGUCGAUAAAACGACGUCGCAGAAUUCACCGCAGAAACGAGGGUGACGCGCAAGCAUGACAGCCCGAUGCAGCCUAUCUUUGUCAGUCUAUUCGCCGUUUCUGCGAUUAAUACAACCUUUGCGACUACAUUCCUACGUCCACACUAA